CAGUUCUUAUAAGGACACGGUUGACUGGUAGCAGCAGCUGACAGUACCAGCAGCAGCAAACCAGGGAGGAGGUUAGCGCCUUCAUUCAUUACUGUUAAAAUGAUCACUUUCACUGAAACCUUAAAAAACCCUCCACAACCCACUGGAUAUAAAUUAGGAUGUUCAAAGAUAUUUGCAGUCGCUCUGCCUAUUGCUCAGAUUGCACUUGGAGUAGUGUAUCUUCACGAAUGUCCGAAGCAGGACUACAUCCCCAUCUAUUUGAUAGUGUUGGGGGUUUUUGGCCUGAUGCUAUCCUUGCUCGCCUGCCUGCCUUGUGCUCAGGAGCCUGAAGACGGCACCACAAACCCACUCAGUCAAGUCUGCAAGGCCUGGAACUCACUGACGUCUUUAUUCCUCUCUUGCUGGUUCAUCGCUGGUAAUGUGUGGAUCUAUUCUAUUUACCAGCCCAACUAUAACAAGACCACCACAGACGUCGAUCCUUACUGUAACAAGACUCUCUACUUGUUUGCUUUCUGGACCACCACGUUGGGCUACAUCCUCUUAGGUCUCAUUCUGGUUAUCGGCUGCUGUGCCAUGUGUUGCUUCUUCCUGUGCUGUGGUUUGUCCGAUCCUGCCGAUGCCUAGCGACUUCAAGGAGACGGGAGGCGCCAAGUUGUACUUUAUUACAUCCAUUAUGGUGUUCAUGUUUUUGUCUGUAUAUGAAGUCCAAGUAAAGUAGUGAUUUGGAUUAGGGGUGUCAAAUUAUCGCGUUAAUUGCGAUUCAUUAGUUACAGUCAUAUUUAGCAUGUUAUGUUUUUUAAUCGCGUUAAUCUAAUUUGUAAUCUCCAACUUUACUGUUCCUGUAUUACAUUUCAAAAAUGCCCCGACGGCACCGUUGACAAAGGUAAAGUGAUAAUACUUCUGUGUAAGAAGGAGUUAGCUUACCACUGAAGCAGCUCAAGUUUAGCCUACCACGUCAAUGCAAAGCACCCAGUGAAGCCACAGCUAACGUUAGCAGCAAAGACGUUAGCAAGUUAGCGAGCCACAGCAAAGCUAACACCCCGCGUAUGAGCAAGUCUGCGACCGACAGGCUAUUUUAUAUGGACCUGAUGUUUUAUUUAAUUUGAAUUUUGAGAGUUUGAGAAAUAAACACA
Molecule: messenger RNA, 1133 nt
Organism: Solea senegalensis (Senegalese sole)
Lineage: Eukaryota; Metazoa; Chordata; Actinopteri; Pleuronectiformes; Soleidae
Product: transmembrane protein 272-like
Exons: 5
Coding region: 100-624 (174 amino acids)
Source: RefSeq, a predicted model, not a curated record